AUGCCUCACGAUAUACCUUACCGGGCUCAGUGGCGUGGCGGUCCAGCCAGCUACUACAUGCCUCACAAUAUACCUUACCGGGCUCUGUGGCGUGGCGGUCCAGCCAGCUACUACAUGCCUCACAAUAUACCUUACCGGGCUCUGUGGCGUGGCGGUCCAGCCAGCUACUACAUGCCUCACAAUAUACCUUAUCGGGUUCUGUGGCGUGGCGGUCCAGCCAGCUACUACAUGCCUCACAAUAUACCUUACCGGGCUCUGUGGCGUGGCGGUCCAGCCAGCUACUACAUGCCUCACAAUAUACCUUACCGGGUUCUGUGGCGUGGCGGUCCAGCCAGCUACUACAUGCCUCACAAUAUACCUUACCGGGCUCUGUGGCGUGGCGGUCCAGCCAGCUACUACAUGCCUCACAAUAUAUCUUAUCGGGUUCUGUGGCGUGGCAGUCCAGCCAGCUACUACAUGCCUCACAAUAUACCUUACUGGGCUCUGUGGCCUUUGCGGUCCAGUCAGCUACUACCUGUCUGA
Gigantopelta aegis is the source of this 522-nucleotide messenger RNA. RefSeq lists its product as uncharacterized. The record is from RefSeq and is a predicted model, not a curated record. Bases 1 to 522 code for a protein of 173 amino acids. The transcript has a single exon. NCBI's taxonomy places the organism in Eukaryota, Metazoa, Mollusca, Gastropoda, Neomphalida, Peltospiridae.